This is a messenger RNA of Macadamia integrifolia, 2687 nucleotides long. Its product is annotated as DNA damage-repair/toleration protein DRT102. Bases 100 to 1032 code for a protein of 310 amino acids. The record is from RefSeq and is a predicted model, not a curated record. Gene Ontology annotation, molecular function: isomerase activity. Lineage: Eukaryota; Viridiplantae; Streptophyta; Magnoliopsida; Proteales; Proteaceae. The transcript is spliced from 4 exons. Gene Ontology annotation, biological process: carbohydrate metabolic process.
UCAUCUAUCAUCUUCCAUCUUCCAUCUUCCAUCUUCCAUCUUCCAUUUCUAAGUCUCUCGCGAGUUAACCCACUAGUUUCACUAUCCUCUCUGCAAUCCAUGUCUCAAGAUAGCUCCCCCCGCCCUCUCAAGAUCUUCGCUGGUGCCGAUGCCUUUGGCUGCAACCUCAAAGAUGCCCUCGUUGCCCACCUCCGUUCCCUCGGCAUCGAAGUCGAAGACAUCGGCACCGGAAAAUACUACUCCAUCGGUGAAGAAGUCGGCCGUCGCGUCAGUAAUGCUGCAAACUCUGCCGGCACUCCCACCACUGAAAUCCGUGGCCUUGUCGCUUGUGGCACCGGCGUUGGUGUCUCCAUGUUCGCCAACAAAUAUCCUGGUGUUUACGCCUCCACCUGUUUAACUACCGAAGAAGCUCGCAACGCCCGAUCCAUCAGCAGCUGCAACGUUCUUGCCGUCUCUGGCAUGAACACCGCCCCUGAGACUGGCAUUGAAAUCCUCAAAGUUUGGCUCGAAACCCCCUUCAAAUCCCCGUGCCCUGCAUCAGGAAACAACCCAUGGCCCCAAGACAUAGAAACCUUCCUUGACGAAUCGAUUUCCGAGAUGUCGAAGAUCGGAACUAAGGAGCCAGAGAAGCAGGAUACAUGUGCGAUUUGUUGUUUGGCUAAGAACAGGGAGUUCAGUCCUGUGGAGAUCAUGCCUGGUGCGUCGAUGAAGAUUGUCAGAGAGAGCCCAACAUCGGCGAUUGUGAGAUUUAAGGCUGGGAGUGUUGAACCGGCGCAUCAUCAUACGUUCGGGCAUGAUUUGGUUGUGAUGAAAGGGAGUAAGAGGGUUUGGAAUCUGAGUGAGGGGGAGAAGUAUGAUUUGGGGGUUGGUGACUUCUUGUUUACCCCUGCAGGGGAUGUUCAUAGGGUGAAGUAUUUUGAAGAUUCAGAGUUUUUUAUCAGGUGGGAUGGUCAUUGGGAUAUUUUCUUGGAUGAGGAUCUUGAUGCAGCCAAAGCAGCAAUUGAGAAGGACUUAAAUGCGUUCCCUGUGUAACAUCCUCUCUAUAUGUUCAGGUGGGAGAAUCCCCAGUCUAUAGGACUGGGAGGAAGUUGAGCAAAAGAAGGGUUUGGUCAGGUAUUUGUGGGUCGUCAUCCAAGGGAUGGAAUGAGCGGUCAACAGGUUUUGGCCCUAUGAAGGUAUUUAAUCAAUAAAAUUCAACCACUAGGAGCUUGUUUUGGUGUUCCAUUAGGUAGUGCUAAAAUUUGAACAUAGAAGCAACAAAGGGUGUAAGUAUGGUCCUCCGUAUGAGUGGCAAGUUUACAGGUUAGUUUGUUGAGUUGGAUUUCACCAUUAUUAUUGGUGGUGUUGUUGAUGUUCAAUUAUAUCAGAAAUUAAUGCAUAUUUCUUGUUGAAAAACAAUCUUGGUGGCAGUCGUUGAGUGCCAAAAGUACACUACGAUCGGAGGCAAGGGAAUUAUUAUGUAAUGGUAACCAAUACACUCAGCAGUCUUAUAGAGUCAGCGACUCCUUCCCGCUCAAGUGGAUUAACAAGAAGUUGAAAGAAGGAUUCCAUGUAAUGCUGGCUUCAGUGAUCAGCUUGAGCCAAUUCAAGUUCUCCUAUUAGUCAUGUUCGAAAGUCUUUGUUAAUGGUAGUAUGUAAUAUUGUGUUCUGAAACAUGAAUAUAAAAACGUGCCUCAUUGAAGAUCUCUGUUUCCUAGAGUGAAGUAGUUCUGUGACUUCUCCAUAAAAGGAUGGUGAAGAGUUUUUUCUUGCCUUCCAUGGCUGCCAGCAACAAAGAAAGAGUUGGGUUAUCAUAACCAAAGAAACUACAUUGAUGGUAGGGCGUUCCAAGUAGAUGGGUUAUAAUGGGGUUCUGCAUUCAGUUUAUUUCAUUGCGUCUCUGUACUAUGGGAGAGACUGGAGAAGCCAGAGAGCUACCCAUCUAUUAUUCUCCGUUGGUGGUGACUGCCGGACAUGGUAGAGCUCGCUGGAGUAAUCAACAAGUGCUGGAGUUGAACAUCAUCUGGAGGGAUUAAAGGGCCUAAUGGAGGUAGGAGAUUACACUUUUUAAUUUUUCGUUGCGAUGAAAUUUUAGUUCGCAUGGCACUAAAAUGCAUUGCUAGGGUGCUUGUGGGAUUCCACAUCCUCUGCAGCAAACGUUGAGGUGUGGUGAACAUCGGAUGGCUAAGAGCAUUUGGGCAUCCGUCCCAAGGGGAUCCCAGCUGCUAUAUGCUCAUUGCACUGGUGCAGUGGCUGCAAGCGAUUUUCACAUGUUUGAUGGACUAAGGUAUACUGUAUCGGAAACCACUUCUACUAAAUGCACAGUGCUAACGUAUGCCACCCUACAUGUAACAUUUGUGCUUGGGUCAUCCACUAUGGUGCGCCUAAAUGAUGCGGUAAAAUGAGCCGUAAGGUGUGUUGACCCGACAUCUCGACCUGAUAUCAUAGUUUGAGGUCUUGGUGGGAUCUCGUUAAAAAUCUUGUUUUUCGGCUUUGGCGAGUUGAAACCUUAGGAGAUGCUGGAAAACGAGUUUUAAACAUCAUUUUGAUGAGAUUUUUCACAUUUCUUGUUAGAUAUCAACUCUCUCUCUAGAUCUUGCAUGUCUUGCUCUGUUGUGAAGAAAAACCCCUACAAUGUUGUGUUUUUGUGCUUCUUGUUAACUCUCACCUUAUCAACUUCAACAAUUGAUAAUAUCAACCUUUGAUCA